AUGACGGAUCGGCCGGCGACGGGGAUCGAGUCGCUGGUGCUCGAUGCGGCGCCCUUGCUCGUGCAGGCGCGCAUCGCCGGACUGGCGGACAAGUACUAUAUCCCUGCCUCGGUGGUAGCAGAGCUGCGGGAUGCGCGGGCGCGUGACUAUUUGCAUACCCUGCAUACGACGGGUCAGAUCGACCUCGAGGUGCGUGAGCCGGGCGCCGAGGCGCUCAAAAUGGUCAUGGAGUUUGCGAAGCAGACGGGUGACUAUGCUGUGCUGUCGAAGCCUGAUCUGCAUGUGCUGGCGCUCACGUAUGCGCUGGAAGUCGAGGCUCAUGGGACGUGGCGCAUCCGUCAGACGGUCGGUGGCAAGACGGGGCAGCAGCUGCACGAAGAGCGGCGCCUGGAGGAGAAGCGAGUCGCACAGCCGCAGGAGGGGCCGAAAGACGCGAUCCAGCAGCGGGGCCGAACAGAGGCCCAGCACGACGUCCACCAUGGGGGCCACGAGGCCGCAGACGGCUUCACGCUGGUCACGAAACGGGCCCCUCGAUACCACGUCGCGGACGACGAGGAUGACGAGCGCGCUGGAGAAUGGAUCACGCCGGACAAUAUCGUACAGCACAAAAACAAGGCCCUGGGCAUCGUCACCGAGGAAUCGUCCGUCGAGGCGCCGAAAAAGGCGCGUCGUCGUCGUCGCGGCAAGGGCACGCCGGCUCGCAUGAGCGUGGCGUGCAUGACAGGCGACUUUGCCGUGCAAAAUGUACUUUUACAAAUGGGACUCUACCUCGUGAGUGUCGACGGCGCACGCAUCGAGCGGGUCAAGAGCUGGGUCCUCCGAUGCCACGCGUGCUACCGGAUCUGCAAGGACCCCGAGCGCAAGUUCUGCCCGUCGUGCGGCAACGCCGCGCUGUUGCGCACCUCUGUCACGACGACCGCCGGCGGCCACGGCGACGCUGGCACCAUGCAGGUGCAUCUCAAGCCCAACUUCCAGUACCGCAACCGCGGCACGGUGUAUGCCCUGCCGAUGCCCAAGCCUGGCAGUGCGUCGGGCGGCCGACCGAGCGGACAAAGCAAGAACUCGGGCGUGCCGAUUCUACGGGAAGACCAGCUCGAGUGGCAGCGCGCCGUCGCGCGGCAAAAGCAGCAGCGCCAGCGCGAGGAACGCGCGCUGCAGAGGCAGCUCGAAAAGGGGCAAGACUCGCUCACAGCACGCUACGCGGACCCCGACUGGCUGCCUGACCUGCUGAGCGGCACACACUCGCAGCCACUGGGCGAGCUGCCGGCGAUUGGCCUUGGACGCAAGAACCCGAACGAGCGGCGACGAAGGCGUCGGUGA
Malassezia restricta is the source of this 1320-nucleotide messenger RNA. Its product is annotated as RNA-binding protein NOB1. NCBI's taxonomy places the organism in Eukaryota, Fungi, Basidiomycota, Malasseziomycetes, Malasseziales, Malasseziaceae. Gene Ontology annotation, molecular function: RNA endonuclease activity. The record is from RefSeq and is a predicted model, not a curated record. The coding region runs from base 1 to 1320 and encodes 439 amino acids. The transcript has a single exon. Gene Ontology annotation, cellular component: preribosome, small subunit precursor. Gene Ontology annotation, biological process: ribosomal small subunit biogenesis; maturation of SSU-rRNA.